CGGAGGCAUAUCUAGAAUGGGAGACUAAACUUGAACAAAUUUUUAAUUGUCACAAUUAUUCUAACCUUGAAAAAGUGCAGGUUGCUUCUAUUGAGUUCAAGGAGUAUGCUUUAGUUUGGUGGGAUCAAUUGACCAAAGAUAGAAGGAGGUAUGCAGAACGACCAAUUGAUACUUGGGAAGAGAUGAAAAGAAUCAUGAGGAGAAGGUUUGUUCCUUCCUAUUAUCAUAGGGAAUUGCACAACAAAUUGCAAAGGCUCACUCAAGGUUCUAAAAGUGUUGAAGAAUAUUUCAAGGAGAUGGAAGUUCUCAAAAUUAGAGCUAAUGUAGAGGAGGACGAUGAAGCAACUAUGGCUAGGUUUCUCCAUGGUCUAAAUCAUGACAUUAGUGACAUAGUGGAACUUCAUCACUAUGUUGAAAUGGAUGAAUUGGUACACCAAGCUAUCAAAGUGGAACAACAACUCAAAAGAAAGAGCCAAGCAAGGAGAAAUUCCACCACUUUCAAUUCUCAAAGUUGGAAGGACAAAACAAAGAAGGAAGGUGCUUCAUCAUCUAAGGAAGCCACGGUUGAAAACAAAGGUAAAACUAUUACAUCUUCUUCUUCAAGUGUUUCAACUAACAAAAGUGUUAAGUGUUUCAAGUGUCAAGGCCAAGGACAUAUUGCAUCUCAAUGUCCAACAAAGAGAACUAUGCUUAUGGAAGAAAAUGAAGAAAUUGUUGAAGAGGAGGAUGGUGAUUAUGAUGAGGAGUUUGAAGAAGAAAUACCUAGUGGAGAUUUACUCAUGGUGAGAAGAAUGUUGGGAAGCCAAAUAAAGGAGGAGGAUACAAGUCAAAGAGAAAACCUUUUUCAUACAAGAUGCUUUGUGCAAGGAAAGGUUUGUUCUUUAAUAAUUGAUGGAGGAAGUUGUACAAAUGUUGCAAGCACGCGUCUGGUUUCUAAACUAAAAUUGGAAACAAAACCUCACCCUAAGCCUUACAAACUCCAAUGGCUUAAUGAAAGUGUAGAAAUGCUUGUUAAUAAACAAGUUGAGAUUUGUUUUAAAAUUGGAAAAUAUGAGGAUGUAGUGUUGUGUGAUGUAGUACCAAUGGAAGCUAGUCAUUUGUUAUUAGGAAGGCCUUGGCAAUUUGAUAGAAAAGCCAAUCAUGAUGGAUACUCCAAUAAGUACUCUUUUAUGUAUCAUGAUCAAAAGAUCAAUCUUGUACCGUUAAAUCCUAGUGAGGAAUUUAAAGAAUUGUUUCCGGAAGAGGUGCUAAGUGGUUUACCACCUAUAAGAGGAAUUGAACAUCAUAUUGAUCUCAAUCCAGGAGCAUCUUUGCCUAAUAGGCCAGCAUAUAGAAGCAAUCCACAACAAACUCAAGAGAUACAAAGGCAAGUUGCUGAAUUGAUAAGUAAAGGAUGGGUAAGAGAAAGUUUAAGUCCUUAUGCUGUCCCUAUUAUUCUAGUCCCUAAAAAGGAUGGUAGUUGGAGGAUGUGCACUGAUUGUAGGGCCAUUAACAAUAUUACCAUUAAAUAUAGGCAUCCUAUUCCUAGACUAGAUGAUUUGCUUGAUGAAUUCAAGAACUUAGAUGAUUAUUGCAUUCAUUUAAAGGCUGUUUUGCAAGUGCUAAGAUAUGAAAAUUUGUAUGCCAACCUAGAAAAAUGUGUCUUUUGCACCGAUCAUGUGAUUUUCUUAGGUUUCAUUGUAAGCUCUAAAGGAGUCCACGUUGAUGAGGAAAAGGUGAAAGCCAUUCGAGAGUGGCCUCCUCCCAAAAAUGUAAGUGAGGUAAGAAGCUUUCAUGGUUUGGCUAGUUUUUAUAGGAGGUUUGUGAAGGACUUUAGUACCUUGGCAGCACCCCUCAAUGAAAUUGUUAAAAAGGAUGUUGGUUUUAAAUGGGGUGAAAAACAAGAGCAAGCCUUUGCUGCCCUAAAGGAAAAGCUCACCCAAGCACCAGUUCUUGCAUUGCCUAAUUUUUCUAAAUCUUUUGAAAUUGAAUGCGAUGCAUCUAAUGUGGGAAUUGGAGCUGUUUUGUUGCAGGAAGGUCAUCCACUUGCUUAUUUUAGUGAAAAGCUAAAAGGGGCUGCCCUUAAUUAUUCUACAUAG
Molecule: messenger RNA, 2078 nt
Organism: Lathyrus oleraceus (garden pea)
Lineage: Eukaryota; Viridiplantae; Streptophyta; Magnoliopsida; Fabales; Fabaceae
Exons: 3
Coding region: 183-2078 (631 amino acids)
Molecular function (GO): zinc ion binding; nucleic acid binding
Source: RefSeq, a predicted model, not a curated record